Dinoponera quadriceps is the source of this 2828-nucleotide messenger RNA. RefSeq names its product DNA polymerase eta (gene DNApol-eta). Gene Ontology annotation, molecular function: DNA-directed DNA polymerase activity; damaged DNA binding. Gene Ontology annotation, cellular component: nucleus; replication fork; site of double-strand break. Gene Ontology annotation, biological process: error-prone translesion synthesis; response to radiation. The record is from RefSeq and is a predicted model, not a curated record. NCBI's taxonomy places the organism in Eukaryota, Metazoa, Arthropoda, Insecta, Hymenoptera, Formicidae. The transcript has 7 exons. Bases 156 to 2570 code for a protein of 804 amino acids.
AUAACCUGUCCAAGCUUGUCGUGCAUCAUCAAGAUGCAUCACAUUAAGAUGGAGUCGUGUAGGAUAUCAACGCUUUAUCGAGUUAGUUGACUUGAAAAUAAAGUUUCAUAGUUAUCUUUAGUGAACAUAUUAAUUUUGUAAGAAGUCCCGCUAAAAUGGCUAAUCCGGGCAACAGGAUCGUCGUUCUAAUAGACAUGGAUUGCUUCUUCUGUCAAGUUGAAACAAAGUUGCAGCCGCAAUACACGGGAAAACCGCUCGCUGUGGUUCAAUAUAAUCAAUGGGAGAUGGGCGGGAUAAUAGCUGUGAAUUAUGAAGCACGAAGUUUUGGAGUAACUAGACACAUGAGAGGCAAGGAAGCUAAAGAAAUAUGUCCGAAUAUAGUUUUAGCUAGUGUGCCUUGUCUUCGUGGAAAAGCAGAUACAACCAGGUAUAGAAAGGCUGGUCGUGAAGUUAUUGAAGUCAUAAGAAAACACUGUAAUAUGAUAGAGCGUGCUAGUGUCGAUGAAGCUUAUCUUGAUAUUACAAAUAUUGUUGAGAAAAGAUUAGAUACAAUCUCCUCAAAAGAACUAAUAUCGUCUCUUGCAAAUACAUAUAUUGUGGGAUAUACAGAGGUUGGCAAGAACAAUGAAGAGGAGAGACGUCAAGGGCUGCAGACAUGGAUAUUAAACUCUUCUAGGGAGCUACAUGACACUCAAGCACAGAAGCUUGCAGUAGCAGGUGUUAUAGUUGAAGAAAUAAGAGCCAAUAUAUACAAGGAGACUGGAUUUAGGUGUUCGGCUGGAAUCUCGCAGAAUAAGAUCUUAGCGAAAUUAGCAUGCGGAUUACAUAAACCGAAUUGUCAAACGAUCUUACACGAGGCGGCGGUCGCGAGUCUCUAUUCGACGCUCCCGGUAAAGAAGGUCAGAAACCUCGGUGGGAAGUUCGGCGAUAUCGUAGUCGAGUCUCUUGGUUGCAAGGUUAUGGGUGAUUUAAUGCAAUAUCCUUUGGAACAACUACAAAAGCAUUUCGACGAGAAAACAGGAUUAUGGCUGUACAAUAUUGCCCGAGGUAUAGACAACGAGCCCGUCACCAACAGGUUGCUAUCGAAGUCCGUUGGAGCGUGCAAGAAAUUUCCUGGAAAACAGGCCAUUACCUCCUUAGAAGUGUUGAAACAUUGGGCUGGAGACUUGGCGGCGGAAGUUUGCGAGCGGCUCGAGCAAGAUCUCGCGGAGAACCAGCGACGCGCAACGCUGCUCACCGUCUCUUAUCAUUACUAUCAAAACAGAAGCACCGUGUCCCAAUCUCGCUCGCUUACCUUGAACUCGUACAAGCCGGAAAAAAUAGCGAGCCAUUGCGUGGACGUUAUCACUAAAUCGACGCUGUGUCCAAUAGCAUACAUGGGCAUUACCGCCGGCAAGUUCAUACCGUCGAAGGAGAGCGGUAGUUUUUUGAAAUUCUUUAAAACCGUUAAGCCGGAAAGUAGCGAUAAAGUAAAUCCUGUCAUCGAUCAAUUGAAGACGACAAGUCAGCCCGGAGGUGAAACAAGUCUCAAGUCGAAUUUUGAAGUAGCAGAACCUCCCGUCAUCACUAUCUACGAUCAGCCUCCAAAAGCAGAAAGGGAGAAGCUUUCCGCUAUUGUUACCAGCAAGGAAGAGUCGAUUCGAAAUACCGAGGAAUCGGUCGCGACAACGAGCGAAACGGUGGCAAAAGAAAGUAAGAGAAUCGAUAAUUCGUUGAACAUAGACGCGGAGGAUUCACCCACGUCGAAGAAAGUCUUCAAGCUGAUGCAGGUGUGCAAGGAGCGCAACAAGGCCAAGUUAAAGUUGAAACGCAUGUCGAGCAUGGCAAUAAAUAAUAACGAUUUUCAAAAUUCCUUCUUCAUGAACAUAUUCAAGACUGAUAAGAAAGAUAACUGCGAGAACGGAAGUUGCGGGGCUACGGAGGAAUCGGAACGAGGCGAACAAUCGGCUGUGAAGAGUCUGGAUACCAGUAAUUCCGACUUGUAUAUACUAGAGAAUGAGGACGAGAACGAUCACGAGAGACCGUCAUCGAGUCGCGCAGCUAUUCUCGUGCACGACUCCUCUGAGAAGAAGGAAAGCACUGUGCAAAAUCCUUCGACGUUACUGCGAGAGAUAUUUCCAAACCUGGACGACAUGGAUCCCAAUAUCCUACUUAUACUACCGCCUGAUUUGCAGGAGGAGGCGAGGUCGUACGUGAGAUCGCGCGAUAAGAAGCGGGAGAAAGUUUCGCGGGAUCCGCCGGCGAAGACGGCUAAGAGAAGACCCGGCAAGUCCAAAGCAAAGAGACGCAGCCCCCUGUUGGACAACUUCCUGAUCAAGACCGACUCGAGCGAGCCUUUGGAACGGUGCGCGGAAUGCGGUCAGAUGAUACCCGUAACGAGGUACGACGAGCACACGGACUUCCAUAUCGCGCAGAAUCUGUACCGAGAGAUCAACAAACCGGGUGAGAAUAGCGUGAAAAGGAAACUGGAAGGCGCCGAAGUUGUCGUAGCAUCAAUCGCGAAACGUCAGCCGAAUAAUGACUGCAAGCUCGACAGAGAUUCACGAUCGAUAACCACGUUUCUGUCGUAAUUAUGCUUCGCUAAAACAUUUUUAUUAUUGGUAAUUGGGCUUUCCGUCAAUCAACAUUUUAACGUGCCUUUUGUAACGAUUAGAGAAAUUAUAGGAGAAAUAUUUUAUGUAUGUAUAUUUUCUUUUUAUAAUUGUAAAUUAUAUAGUUGGAGAUGUUUGGUUUUGUGAAACUUGCCUGCAACGUAUUUCUAUAUAAUUAUAUGUAAUAUAUUAACAUUUGAAAGAGAAUACUAUAAUAAAUUAUAUUCUAUCAACUUA